This is a messenger RNA of Panthera uncia (snow leopard), 3248 nucleotides long. RefSeq names its product lectin, mannose binding 2 like (gene LMAN2L). The transcript is spliced from 7 exons. Gene Ontology annotation, molecular function: D-mannose binding. The coding region runs from base 623 to 1234 and encodes 203 amino acids. Lineage: Eukaryota; Metazoa; Chordata; Mammalia; Carnivora; Felidae. Gene Ontology annotation, biological process: Golgi organization; endoplasmic reticulum organization; endoplasmic reticulum to Golgi vesicle-mediated transport. Gene Ontology annotation, cellular component: Golgi membrane; endoplasmic reticulum-Golgi intermediate compartment; COPII-coated ER to Golgi transport vesicle. The record is from RefSeq and is a predicted model, not a curated record.
CUUCACAGACUGAGCCACUCAGGCACCCUACUUUUUUUUUUUUUUAAUGUUUAUUUUUGAGAGAGGAGCGGAGAGAAUGAGUGGAGCAGGGGCAGAGAGAAAGGGAGAGAGAAUCUGAAGCAGGAUCCACACUGUCAGCACAGACCCAGAUGUGGGGCUUGAACUCAUGAACUGUGAGAUCACGACCUGAGCUGAACUCACAAACCAUGCCAUCAUGACCUGAGCCAAAAUUAAGUCAGACGCUCAACCAACUGAGUCACCCAGGUGCCCCUGAACCUCAUUCUUUUUGUUUCAGGUCCUGUGUGUCCUGCUGUGCCACCCAGUUUUACAUCCUGACGGAUAACUCCGCAUAGACACGAAGGUACUAUGGCAGAGAGGAUAGAACGUCUGUGUGAAACUGGGAGAAACAUUUUAUCUCUUUAAAUUUACUCUAGAAUGCUGAGACAAAAUGGAAAUCACUACGUAUCCCAGCAGGCCUAGUGGACCGCAGGACAAACGCCAAUAAGGGAAUCCAGGCAUUAGGCCACUCCCCCUCCCUAGGUUGGCAAGGCAACUGAUCUCGAAGCCAGCCAAUCGCCAUGUUUCCUGAGAGACUGGGAGUUGCAGGUGCACUUCAGAAUCCAUGGACAAGGGAAGAAGAAUCUGCAUGGGGAUGGCUUGGCAAUCUGGUACACAAAGGAUCGGAUGCAGCCAGCGGGUAUUCCCUUACAUCUCAGCCAUGGUGAACAAUGGCUCCCUCAGCUACGAUCAUGAGCGGGAUGGGCGGCCUACAGAGCUGGGGGGCUGUACAGCCAUUGUCCGCAAUCUGCAUUAUGACACCUUCCUUGUGAUUCGCUAUGUCAAGAGGCAUCUGACGAUAAUGAUGGACAUCGAUGGCAAGCAUGAGUGGAGGGACUGCAUUGAGGUGCCAGGGGUUCGUCUGCCCCGGGGCUACUACUUUGGUACCUCCUCCAUCACUGGAGAUCUCUCGGAUAAUCAUGAUGUCAUUUCCCUGAAGUUGUUUGAGCUGACAGUGGAGAGAACCCCAGAAGAGGAGAAACUGCAUCGAGAUGUGUUCCUGCCCUCAGUGGACAACAUGAAGCUGCCUGAGGUGACCGCCCCAUUGCCGCCCCUGAGUGGCCUGGCCCUCUUCCUCAUCGUCUUCUUCUCGCUGGUGUUUUCCGUAUUUGCCAUUGUCAUUGGUAUCAUACUCUACAACAAAUGGCAGGAACAGAGCCGAAAGCGUUUCUACUGAGCCGUCCUGCUACUGCCGCCCCUGUGGCUGUCACUAUGAGGUGUGGGAGGAGCAGGCACUGGCCUGAGCAUAUAGCCUGGCAGGCCUUCUCUAGUCUCCAACAGCUGGUCAGGGACUCUGUUCUGUCACUGGAACUUUGAAUGCAGGGACACUGCAUUACCAUGGUAAUCCAUGGGGACAUCUGACUCUGGUUCAGGAAGCCCACCUACCCCAGGGCAGUGCUGCUGUGACGUGCCUUUCCCUGCAGUCCUUCCACUUGGGAGCUAAGAGGAUAGAGAGAAUUUAUGCGGUUAUGGUACUCAAAUCACAGAAAAGAAUUUCAUAGCUCAGGCUGCCUUGUUGUUGGACUCAGAGGAUCCUUGUACUUCAUUUUUAAAUCUGCAAAGAAUACAACACUGAUAACUUCCCAGACCUUCAGGCUUCCAUUCAUUGCUUUUCAUCUAAGCCUCUGUCCACUUGAGGAACUUUCGUUAGAAAUCUGGAUGGAAACUUCUCCCCUGCGUUGCCUUCUCCCUCCGUUCAUCACUCUCUCCAAAUGCAGCCUGAGCUGGAAGAGACAUCUGGAUGCCUGUCUUUUGGAGCCUGGGGCUGCAGAACAAACUGAGGUUUUGCUGACCCUCAUUAGGUGGCCAUGGGGAAAGGGCUUUUUGCUUUGGCUCACUGCUCUAGUGAUUGUUCUUUAGCGUGAAACUUGGCUCUCUUGGUUUGUGACUUUCCCAGUUGGUUUCUUUAGGCCCUCAGUCAGGUUUGACACACUUGGUGUGCAAGUCAAGAGAAACUUGGAAGACUUCAUGGAUGUAAUAGGAGUAACUGUGAAACUGCCCAGUUCCAUGUUUUGACACCAAAAGCAACAUUUGCUGUGUGGAGAUGUUUCUGGACUCUGGAGCCUGCAUGUUUUGUGUUUAUCAUGAUUUUUAGAAUCCCACUUUGAGUGUUCAAAAUGUAAGGAAGCUUUCUUUUUAUAGCCUCGGCUUGGAUACUCCCCAAAGAGGAAACUUGGCUUCUUCUUCUUAAUGGAUAAGAAACUGUUGCUGAACUCCUGUUGCAAAUCUGGGAGCAAUAGACCCUGGUCAUCUGUUCCUGGAAGAGUUCAUUGUCAUUAAGUGACAGAGGCUGAGUGUCAUCCACUGUGGGUCAAUCCUUGUUCCACUGCCUUAUCUGACAAGGGGUCAAGUGCUGCUCACCUGUAUGCCCUGUGGUUAAAUUGGCCAAUAGGCCAGUCUCCCUGGAGGGCCUGGAGCUCUGAGCCCUCCUAACCAUGUACUUCUGUAGCCUAAGGGAAAUUCUUAAAAUGGCUGAUGGAAAUCAAACAGUGUCCUUCCUUUGAGGGGUAGGUUUGGGGGAAGGUCUAGGCCUUCUUUUGAGCCCCAAGCCUGUCAACCCUUGCCCUGCCUUCUUUUGGGUUGGGAAAGCCCUCAGCUCAGUCCAGAAGGGAAGGAGGGCACCUUGGCUGCAUAUAAGUUUCUGUCGUGUUGGGCUUUUCUCUGUCCCUCCCAUGUGCGUAAGUGAGCAUCACAGGCCACAGUGCUCUCCUAUAGGUGGGAGUAAAAUGGGGUCCUCCUAAGACCUUCCCCACAAGAGCAGAGCAGCUCCAGGAUUGGGUGCCAGAGCACAAACUGUGACCUGGAGCUUGGCCUUAGGACCAGUUAGAACUGACAAAGCAAACAGCUCUUUUGUCUUUUUUGAGCUCAGGGGGAGAUUGGCUAGACCCCUGUGGUGGGAGGACCUAGGUGAGCUCUUGAGAUAGCCCAGGCAGUGGUGCGGGAGGAAGGGGUCUCAUCAUGGGGGAGGUAUGUGUGUGAGAUGAGUUUUUUAUGUUUCCCCGCUCAUGGGCUCCUUGAGGGUUUUUAAACAGGAUGGGGAAGACAUGAAAUGCAGUCCCCACCCAGCAUGGGGCCAGCCUUUGAGAUAUGUGUGAUGCAAGGAAACUGUCUAACCUAGCAUGGCAGGUCAUGCCCUAGCUCUUGCUUUUUGUUCUUAGAAAUAAAUAUUUCCCAUUGUGAAUGGGACCAAA